AUGCUGCUUGUUCACCAGGUCGGCAGCGUCAAGGUCGGCGAGGUCGUCCGGUACACGCUGACCUACACGCCUUCUCGUGAUCGCGUCCUUCCAACGCCGACUCACCUGCACCUCAAAGUCAAGAACACCUCGGCGAUUCCUCUUCGCGCUGCAUGGGUACAUGGGCCAUACGCUCUGCACGUGUCGGCUUAUCCAGUCACCUUCAACCCACACAAGAAGAUCGAGAACCCUGAAAAGGAGGGCGCGCCAGAAUAUGAGCCCAUGGUCAAGGCGGGAGGAAGCUUCACUGCAAAAUUGCUCGUCCCGGAGGUGAUAAGGGAAACUGGAGCGGAUGUAUCAUACAAGCCGCGGCCAAAGUCGUCCCAAUCAGAGGCAACGAACGAGAGAGGAAGUGUCACGUGGAUCAUCGAGGUCGCGUCUCAAAUCCUUUUCUCUAACUCUGCGACUGUGGGAUUCGAGUUGCUGGUAGGCCGAGAGGAGCGUGCCUUAAAUCUUGGCUUCACUGGUGUCAACGGAAACGGUCAAGGCAGGCCUGGCCGAGUGAAGGAGCAGUACAGUGAGCAGGAACGCCGCGAGGCACGGAAGCGAGAGCACGUCACCACCGAAGGAGUCUACUCGAAAGCAGUCCGCUUGGUUGUAGAGGACACCGAGGUACUAUGGGACAAACCACCGUUGCCUGAGCGGAUAGAGGAGGACGAAGCGAAGCACGCCCCCAGUGAUGGGACCAGGUCGGCGACAGCCAAAGCACAAAAGGAGGCGAAGGAAAAGAAGAAGCGAAAUGUUCAUUUAGUGGUGGUGACACAUGGUUUGCAUAGCAAUAUUGGGGCAGACAUGCUGUUCCUUAAGGAGAGUAUCGAUGCGACAGUCAAGCAGGCGAGACUGGAUGCGCGCAAGCGCAAGAGGCAAUAUCGCAAAGACCAUUCUACGGGGAGCAACGCUAAAACCACCAAAAGUGCCGAAAAUGGAUCCGAGGAGCAUGACGAAAAUGGCACAUCCACAGCGGCAUUGUCCGGAGGACAAGACGAGUUGGACAAUGAUGCCGACUGCUCUGACGACGAGGAGCUCACGGUCGUACGUGGAUUUACUGGCAAUGCAAUUCGCACCGAGAACGGCAUCCAAUAUCUGGGAAAGCGCUUGGCUAAAUAUGUCCUGCGUUUCACUUAUCCCGAUCAACCAUUUUUACCUGUCAAGAAGACGUUCUCUCGGAAGCUCAGCGACACUUUUCAUAGCGAGGCUGACAAGGCAAAGCGCGAUGGUGCACCGUCGCAUCAUGGUAGCUCAAUCCAUCAUCCCCGAUAUACGCAAAACCCCGAAGAUCUACCCUACAAGAUUACCAGCAUCUCGUUCGUCGGUCACAGCUUGGGUGGCUUGAUUCAGACAUAUGCCAUUGCUUACAUCCACAAGCACAGCCCGACAUUCUUCAAGAACAUCGAACCUAUCAAUUUCAUUUGCAUGGCAUCUCCCAUGCUUGGACUGAGCAACGAAAAUCCGAUGUACGUCAAAUUCGCAUUAGAUUUUGGACUCGUGGGUCGAACCGGUCAAGACUUAGGAUUGACCUGGCGUGCGCCCAAUGUGGCCAAGGGAGGGUGGAAUGCUGUGGUGGGUGGUCUUGCGAAUCUGCAAAAUAAGAACAAGGAGGAGGAGGAGAAGAAACCUGAUGCCUCUGCGAAGCCAUUGUUGCGGAUUCUGCCUACCGGUCCUGCUCAUCAAGUUUUGAAAAUGUUUCGCAACCGCACAGUCUACUCGAAUGUUGUCAACGAUGGCAUCGUGCCGCUGCGCACAAGUUGUCUGCUCUUCCUCGACUGGCGCGGCUUAGGCAAAGUGGAGAAGGCCAGGCGAGAGAACGGUUUGAUUGGAACCAUGGCGGGAUGGGGUUGGGCUGAAUUGACAGGCGCCAACUUGUCGACCAUUAAGCCAAAUGUCACGUCGGAGCGUGGCUAUGAUGAUGACGACGACGAGUCCGAUGGUAACAACGCUCUCAAGCGACCAGCAAGUGGCGAUACCGUCCCGCAACCCGCUGAAAACGAGACGCAGGAGGACGGCAAGCGACUCAGUUUCCGAAAGAGUCAGGAAAAUGAGCAGGCGCCCUCGGAUGAUACACCUGCACCUCUGAAGAAGCAGCGGACUGAGAAGAAUGCGAACCAAAAUGGAGGUGGUGUGAUUGAUACUGUCCUCGGUUGGCUGCGCCCAAACCCGCCAGAUCAACCCAAACCACCGCCUCAACCUUCGAAGAAGACAUCUAAGGCAUUUCAUCGCGCGCAGACACUCUCCUUCGAUGACAACCCUGAGAGUAACGACGAAUCAUCAGAGCAAGAUGCAGGAACGGCGCGUAACCCCACCAUUAACCCAACACAUCACAUUUCGCCUUCGCACAUUGCAAAGCGUCCUGUAGCGUCUCGCGGCAACACCACAUCAUCGAGUACGUCCGAUGCGAGCGCCGCGAGGGCGCCGUCGUUGCCUCCGCGUACGUCCAUCUUCGAGUCCGCCGGUGAUCUGUUACAUCCACCUUUGCCUAGUAAGCAGUGGAUUGCGGAUCCCGCCGUCCGCGCUCGAACAAUUUUCCAUGAUCGAGUCUAUCGACCAGAAGAUAUUCCACCGCCACCUGUCAAAAAGGCGAAUGGCAGCCGACGAGGAUCUGGACGGCAGCCUCUGAGUCGGACAACAUCUAAUGAGCUCACCACUCUUCAACACAAAAGCACAUCCCAAGACACCUCUCCUAUGAAAAUCGAGGAGAAGAUUGCACGAGCUUAUCAUCAAGAUCUCACCUGGCGCAAGGUCCUUGUGCGUCUCGAGCCAGAUGCUCAUAACAAUAUGAUCGUCAGACGAAUGUUUGCUAAUGCAUACGGAUGGCCCGUGAUCAAGCAUCUUUGUGACACUCACUUUGCUGAUACCGAAGCCGCUCGUACUCGUGAUGAAGAUGAAGACACAAGAGAGCGGGCA
This is a messenger RNA of Dissoconium aciculare CBS 342.82, 2940 nucleotides long. Its product is annotated as DUF676-domain-containing protein. The record is from RefSeq and is a predicted model, not a curated record. Gene Ontology annotation, molecular function: monoacylglycerol lipase activity. The transcript is spliced from 2 exons. The annotation marks the transcript as partial. Lineage: Eukaryota; Fungi; Ascomycota; Dothideomycetes; Mycosphaerellales; Dissoconiaceae.